Priapulus caudatus is the source of this 993-nucleotide messenger RNA. Its product is annotated as testis-specific serine/threonine-protein kinase 1-like. Gene Ontology annotation, biological process: protein phosphorylation; microtubule cytoskeleton organization; intracellular signal transduction. The record is from RefSeq and is a predicted model, not a curated record. NCBI's taxonomy places the organism in Eukaryota, Metazoa, Priapulida, Priapulimorpha, Priapulimorphida, Priapulidae. The transcript is spliced from 6 exons. Gene Ontology annotation, molecular function: protein serine/threonine kinase activity; tau-protein kinase activity; ATP binding. Gene Ontology annotation, cellular component: cytoplasm. Bases 1 to 948 code for a protein of 315 amino acids.
AUGAUGUCACUGUUCAACAGCGGCGCCUCUAGCAACGUCGAGGACGCCGAGUUGCGAAAGCGAGGCUACGCGCUGUGCAGCGAACUCGGGUCGGGCUCGUAUGCCAAGGUCAAGUCAGCUUUUUCCGAAAAACUGACGAAGAAAGUAGCGUUAAAGAUCAUAGAUAGAAAGAAGGCGCCGCGAGACUUCCAGCAGAAGUUUCUCCCGCGCGAGCUGGAGGUGAUGAAGCAGAUGGCGCACCGUAACGUUGUCGAGCUGUACGAAAUCAUGGCAUCUGCCGAAAAGGUGUACAUUGUGAUGGAGCUGGCAGCACACGGCGACCUGCUGGAGUACAUCAAGCUGCGAGGCGCGCUUCCCGAGAAGGACUGCAGAUACUUCUUCAGACAGCUCGUCGACGGCAUCGAAUACCUGCACAGCUUAAACAUCGCUCACAGGGACUUGAAGUGCGAGAAUGUUCUACUAGACGUUAACAAUACGUUGAAGAUUUCCGAUUUCGGCUUCGCGAAAGUUUGCGCGGCUAAGGACCUGAGCGACACGUUUUGCGGCAGCGCCGCCUAUGCAGCUCCGGAGGUGCUGCGAGGGAUCCCCUACAAUCCGGCGACGUACGACAUCUGGUCGAUCGGUAUUAUCCUCUACAUCAUGUGCUGCGGCUCGAUGCCAUUCGACGAUUCGAAUAUGCGAAGGAUGAUAAAGGAACAAUUAAGUAAAAAGCUGAGCUAUUCCCGGUCCAAGCGUAUAUGUCACGACGUGAAAGAUCUCAUAGGAGCCAUCUUGGAACCAGACGUGAGAAUUAGACUGAAAGUAGACGGCAUUAAGAAUUCCGUUUGGCUGCGGGAUAAAUCAUCCUACACGCCCCCGGCCACUCCAGAAAGUAAAAAUGGCGGUUCUGAAUGCUCGGGAGCCAACGCUAGUAGCAGCAAACAAUCUGACGAUACAAAUCAGAACUAGGAUCCUGGAGAAUAUAUUUAGUACGGCUAAUCUUUUCUCCUAUGA